GCCAGGCAGGGGUUUGAACUGAGAAUCCUCUGGACUCAAGCCACCCCCCCCCCCCCCCCCCCCCCCCAAGUUACUGAGUUUCAUCUUGACUCCGGCUCAAGCUGCACCAACCUUCCUAAAGUGGUCUGGAUAGAAGCAGGUCAAACAUAUUAUAUCAAAUUAUGCAUAUCUGAUAAAUUUGUCGCUGUCACCAACACAGAGAAAUACUAAGGUGUGUGCAGCCAUAAAUGUCACAUUUACAGUGCUUCACCUUUACAUUAAAAUAUUAAACCACAACUGCACCAGUCAACAAUUUAAUUUUUUUUUUAAGUGUUUGUUGCAGUUCUUGACAUUCCAUCCAAUACAAUGUAGAAGGGAGAAGGUUGUCCAAGGAGUCAGUCCUCCGAGUGGCUUAUUUGCUGUUAUGCUUUAUUUUUUCUUUUUAAAUUUCUUCUUCUUUUUUCAGCACCUGACAGGUGUUCACGAAACGCUCUCUCUCUCUCUCUCUCUGUCUCCUAAUAGCAGCCCUUGUUUCCACCUCACAUUCUUAGCAGACACAUGGAACACAGAUGAUGUAAUGGAUGCAAUACUAAAAAUGUAUAAAGCUUUUUAUCAUGUGACCUUGACUAUGGAUUUUAUUUUGUUUGCAGGGUGGGUGAGUAUAAAUAGCCAGCCUAUACAGAAAACUGCAGACUGGAUGCAGGGCCCCAUUGAGGUGCAAGGCCCAGCGCCGUCGUACACUUUGCACAGCCCAUGUGACGGCUCUGUUUGUACCACAUGCAAACACAACACAUUUGCACAAGAGUCUGUCUAUUCACAACAAAUUAGUGAUGACCUCACUGAUUCCUUGCACACUGCAAAAAUCUUAGCAUGUGCCCCUCUAGUGGACACUUAAGCAUUUGCAAUUGCUCAAAGUGUAAUUUGGCCUUGAGGGACUCCAUGUGCUCCCGUCUUGUUGUAACUGCGCCCAGUUUAGAUAAUGAGCAAAAUUCUGAGUCAAGAAUAACUCAUCAGCAAACAGUGCAGACGCUUAUCGUAAUGGCUUCAUGUUAAUUAUUAAACACGUUUGUAACAAAAGGUCAAGGGGCAGUCCUACAGCAGCAGAGCAUUACAGAAAACCUGUGCUGACUUUUUACACCCUGAAGAUGAAUGUGCACGUGUCAACAGCAGCCGUGCUUCUGCUUUCAUUUAUAUGCAUGGCAUUUGGGCAAACAUGCAUGAAUAACUGUGGGAAGAAGGUAACAACAUGUUCGUGCCACACGACGUGCAUAUCUCUGAAGGACUGCUGUGCAGACUAUGAAGAAUACUGUGUGGACAUUUUGCCGUAUUCUGGUUCGAUUAUGGGCGGCACAGAUUUCAUUGUCCUUGAAGCAAAUUUCAGUAACACUUCCCAGAUUGUAUGCAGGUUUAAUAAUGAGAUCAAAACGUACGGGUAUGUCGAUGAAAACAGUAGAGGUCACUGUAUCUCUCCCCUGCUGUAUGAGACUGGAUGGGUUCCUUUCCGUGUGUCCUCAGAUAACGGUACCACCUUCAACAGAGAUGGAGCAUGGCUAUCAGUACACACUGGAAAGUUACAUUCUCAGUUCAAAGCGAGCCUGGAGAAUUCAACACAGUGGCAGUACUACGGCACGCCGAAUGUUGGAGGAAUUCUUACAAUGGGAUGGAAUAAGUCUCUGGUUAGAGCAGAGAAGGUCAAUAUAGAGCUCUGGGGAUACCGCGAGACAGGAGAGCCCUACACAGAGACCUGGCAGGCGCACUGGGAGUACUUGUACACAUUAGCAAAGGAUCAGCCAAACAAUGGUUCCUUUAGCUUUUUGCCCAAAUCAGCACAAAAUGAAUUUUCAAGUUGGGAGCUUGGUGCCGUGCGUGUCAGCUCCAGCACUUACCCCGAUGGGGUGUGGAAUGUACAAGCAAUGUGGACUGAGGCUCAUGCUCUAGCCUGGCAUCUGGACGAGAAGUUCCGGCAGGACUCAGCAGCCUGGGCUUUGGAUAAAUGUGUAGCAUGGGACCAACUAGAAAACAAGCUACCGAACUUCCUCAGUGAGAUCACUGACUGUCCGUGUACUUUGGCUCAAGCCAGAGCAGACACCGGCAGGUUCCACACUGAUUAUGGCUGUGACAUUGAGAAAGGGAGCGUGUGCACGUACCACCCUGGAAGUGUUCACUGUGUGAGAGCCAUACAAGCAAGUCCUCAGUAUGCAGCAGGUCACCAGUGCUGUUACGACAGCACUGGUGCUCAGGUCCUGACUGCGGACUCUAUCGGGGGAAGCACGCCAGACCGAGCUCACGACUGGGGCUCCCCGCCCUUCAGGAAGCCCCCUCGGGUUCCGGGCCAGUCCCACUGGGUCUAUGAUGUUCUCAGCUUCUACUACUGCUGCCUAUGGUCGGAUAACUGCCACUACUAUUUCAAACAUCGACCCUCCAGUGACUGCAGGCAUUACGAGUCACCUGGCUCAGCCGUGGUGUUCGGAGAUCCCCACUUCAUCACAUUUGAUGGUGUCAGCUACUCCUUCAACGGCAAAGGGGAAUAUACUUUGGUGACCUCAGACGCCAAGCAGCUGACGAUCCAGGGCAGAACCGAACCCGUGAUCACUGAGAAUGGAACCACAGUAAAUGCAACCAAACUGUCGGCUGUUGCCAUGAGAGAAGGGACGUCUGAUAUCAUUGAGGUGCGGCUCGGCAGCGCUCAGAACGUCCUUGAAGUCCUCCAAAAUGAGAAAAAGCUUUCCUUUGUGGAACAGACCUGGAUGGACCUGAAGGGUGUGUUUGUGUUUUCACCAACCUCUACCAAUGUGACUGUGAUGUUCCCCUCUGGAGCCGGGGUGGAGGUGAGGCUGAGAGAGGGAACCCUGAUGACCACCGUGCUCCUGCCAGAGGCCUUCACAGACGCCACUCGUGGAUUGUUAGGAAACCUGAAUGGCAAUUCCAGUGAUGACAUUGUUUCCAGUGAUGGUCAACUGGUGCUGAACCAAACCAAUCCGGAGGAGUUGUUCAACUUUGGAGGAAGCUGGGCCGUAUCCAAUGACUCUUCCCUGUUUACAUAUGACACAAAAUAUCUCUUGGACACAUAUUACUUUGCCCCAAAACAUGACACAAGCUUCAUCCCAGUGUUUGCUGUGCCGGACAGUCCGGAUGACCCGUUGGCCAAUCAGGCGUCUGAGAUCUGCUCUGGAGAAGGUUCGACUUUCUGUAGGUACGACAUCCUGGUAGGCCGAAGUCCAAGUCUGGGAAAUGCUACCAGGGCAUUUUUCCAGAGUCACAUUUCUCUUGUGGAGGACCUGAAACCAGUGAUAACCUGUGGCUGGUUAUCACCACCAACCAACGGGAAGAAGGAGGGGACCACAUAUUUACAAGGGGCAAAGGUGCAGUUUUCCUGCAACCACGGUUACAGUCUGAAAGGAUCUACAGAGCGAAUAUGUCAGGAGAACGGCCAGUGGUCUGGAGACGUGACCAACUGCGUGGUUACCAGUAACGUCACAGGAAUUGUGGUGGCCGUCGUCCUUGGAUGUGCCACACUGGCCACAAUUAUAGCAACAGUCAUUCUGAGCUACAGAAAGCAGAAAAGGAAAACUGCAAUCUUAAGGCGAGAGACCCCAAAUGAGGAGCUGUAAACAUCCGGCAUUGUUAAUUUAAAUUUAAAAGAAAAAGAAAAAGGAGAAGUCUAUUAAUAAAAGUUGCAUUGCUGU
Thalassophryne amazonica is the source of this 3665-nucleotide messenger RNA. It is a transcript of the gene susd2, whose product is annotated as sushi domain containing 2. The record is from RefSeq and is a predicted model, not a curated record. NCBI's taxonomy places the organism in Eukaryota, Metazoa, Chordata, Actinopteri, Batrachoidiformes, Batrachoididae. The transcript is spliced from 16 exons. The coding region runs from base 1026 to 3590 and encodes 854 amino acids.